Molecule: messenger RNA, 2060 nt
Organism: Ailuropoda melanoleuca (giant panda)
Lineage: Eukaryota; Metazoa; Chordata; Mammalia; Carnivora; Ursidae
Gene: CCDC9
Product: coiled-coil domain containing 9
Exons: 13
Coding region: 244-1857 (537 amino acids)
Source: RefSeq, a predicted model, not a curated record
GCGUGUGGGCGGGGUCAGAGGUCUAGCGGGAAAGGCGGGGCGAGAAAGUUGGUCCUGGCGUGGGGCGGGGCUGUGGCCUUCCGGACCAGGUGGAGGCUGGAGCUUUUUCCUGCAAAGGGAGCAGUGUUGGAUGUUUCCUUAAGCUGUAAGGUGGGACCAGAACUUUCCCAAGGAACCCCCAGUGCUGUGUCCAGAUUGUACAGGGGAGGUUUGCUGGGACACUGGCCCCAGCUUGCCAGUGGAAUGUCAGCCACACUGGAUCUGAAAUCGAAGGAGGAGAAGGAUGCUGAGUUGGACAAGAGGAUCGAGGCCCUUCGGCGAAAGAAUGAGGCCCUCAUCCGGCGCUACCAGGAGAUUGAGGAGGACCGGAAAAAAGCCGAACUCGAGGGAGUAGCCGUGACAGCUCCCCGGAAGGGCCGCUUGGUGGAGAAGGAGAAUGUGGCAGUUGAGGCGGAGAAGAACUUGGGUCCCUCUAGGAGGUCGCCUGGGACCCCGCGACCCCCAGGGGCCAGCAAGGGAGGCCGGACGCCCCCCCAGCAAGGAGGCCGGGCAGGCAUGGGCCAGGUGGCGCGCAGCUGGGAGGACAGUUCUGGGGAGCAGCCUCGAGGAGGAGCUGGGGGCCGCGGCCGGAGGGGCCGGGGCAGGGGGUCCCCUCAUCUCUCGGGAGCUGGAGAUGCCUCAGCUGCCGACCGGAAGUCUAAGGAGUGGGAGGAGCGGCGGCGGCAGAACAUCGAGAAGAUGAACGAGGAGAUGGAGAAGAUUGCAGAGUAUGAGCGCAAUCAGCGGGAAGGUGUGCUGGAGCCCAACCCGGUGCGGAACUUCCUGGACGACCCCCGGCGACGCAGUGGGCCCCUCGAGGAGCCUGAGCGGGACCGCCGGGAAGGCAGCCGCCGGCACGGGCGCAACUGGGGGGGGCCCGACUUCGAGCGGGUGCGCUGUGGCCUGGAGCAGGAGCGGCAGGGCCGCCGGGCCGGCCUGGGUGGCGCGGCUGACAUGACGCUGUCCAUGACGGGCCGGGAGCGGUCAGAGUAUCUGCGCUGGAAGCAGGAGAGGGAGAAGAUUGACCAGGAGCGGCUGCAGAGACACCGCAAGCCCACUGGCCAGUGGCGGCGGGAGUGGGAUGCUGAGAAGACCGAGGGGAUGUUCAAGGAUGGCCCAGCUGCUGCCCUUGAGCCAUCCCACCGCUAUGAUGACCAGGCCUGGACUCGGCCCCCCAAGCCCCCCACUUUCAGGGAGUUCCUGUCCCAGCACAAAGCUGAGGUCAGCCGCAGGAGGAGGAAGAGUAGCCGACCCCAGACCAAGGCAGCCCCUCGUGCUUACAGUGACCAUGAUGACCGCUGGGAGACGAAGGAGGCAGUGUCCCCAGCACCUGAGGCCCCACAGCCCACUCCACCUGAGGAGACUCCCACGCAGCCGCUCGAGACCCCAGCUCCUCCUGCCCACCGGCCCCCUGAGGAUGAGGGGGAGGAGGACGAGGGGGAGGAGGACGAGGGGGAGGAUGAGGAGUGGGAAGACGUGAGUGAGGAAGAGGAGAUUGAGGAGGAAGAAGAGGCUGAUGAGGAGGAAGAAGAACCAGCCCAAGACCAUCAACCCCAAGAGGCUGAGCCCACCGGAAGCCCUACCAGAAGCCGCACCGGAAGUCCCACCGGUGAGCAGGCUGACAAAGGGCAGUCCAGGCCAGAGGAGCCCCCGCCACUGCCCCAGGCCCCUGCCACGCCUUCUAGCCCCUUUUCACCCCCUGGGGACCACCAGCCCGUGUCUGACUGGGGUGAAGAGAUGGAGCUGAAUUCUCCCCGGGAUGCCCACCCGGCCAAUGCCCUGUCUGCGGGUGAGGCCUGGCCUUUCGGAAAUGCAUGAAGCUGGCUGCUUGUGUGUGUGUGCUCGAGGGCUGCACUCGCAGGGGGAACGUCAGGGGCUGGGCCCUGGGACCCUGUGUGCCCCACCGCCCUGGUGGCUAGGGAGGACAGUCCAUGCCUAUCUCUGAAAUGCCCCCCCCCCCGCUCUGGGCCACAGAGCCCCCUCCCCAAUAAAGAGUUCACAUCCUCAAAUGAUAUUCCCCA